AUGUUGUCCUCAAUCUUUCUCUGGCUUCUCCCCCUUGCCUCCGCUGUCCCUUGGGGAGGACCACCGGGUCAGGGCAGCUCAUCCCCCAGCUUUGACAACGUGACAGUCUUCAGUCCACCUGCAGACUGGCCCCGUCGCAGUACCAGCUAUGCUCGUGUCGUGCUCUUGAAUCAGAAUUGCGAGACCGACAAUGUGCUGCUCACCACGUUUACCCUGUCUCCGCCAGGAGCACCAUACUAUCCAAUCUUUGCAUCGCAUGAUCUCGGCUACUCAUGGGAGAAGAUCUCCCAGAUUGAUUUCGGUCCUGAGACCGGUAAAGAUUACAGCGGCGGCCGGUUCGCUCAACCGACUCUGCUGGAAUUACCAGUCGACAUAGGCGAAUAUCCGGCAGGCACAGUGCUGUUCUCGGGUAUGGCGACACCUACUGAUCGAUCAUCAACAGACAUCUAUGUUUAUGCAUCUCUCGAUAAAGGAUACACCUGGGAAUUUGUUUCCCACGUCACAUCUGGAGGACCCGCCAACACCACGAAUGGCGCCACGCCAAUCUGGGAACCAUUCUUGCUCAUGUCGCCCGUCUCUCACGAACCUCCGUGGGUGAUGAAUGCAUACUCCGACUCCCGGGACCCGGCACACGGCCAAAAGCUCGCCCAUCAAAGUUCGCCAGAUCUGAUGAACUGGGGUGGCAUAAUCGAUGACGCGGCCGAGGCGAACUACACCCUCCGUCCCGGCAUGACAACCAUGGCCAGAAUGGGAAACGGGCAGUAUAUUUUCACGUACGAGCUCGGCUUGUCGACCGACGGCCUCCCUGAUGUGAACCCCUACGCAACACACUACCGUAUUUCGACCGACCCGGAGACAUUUGACAGCGCCGAUGAGCUUCUACUGAAAUCCUCCGACGGGCUCAUCUCCAGCUCCGGGCCCUAUGUCGUUUGGACACCCAUUGGCCCUACUGGCAAGGGCACCGUGGUCGUCAGCGACAGCCACUUCGCCCAGGUGUUCUUCAACACCGAGUAUGGCGACCCCAACGCCUGGUUCACCAUCCCGACCACCCAUGGCGUUGGCUAUACGCGCAGUCUGACCGUCUUGCCCGAUGAGAGUAAGAUCCUGCUGGUUAACGGCGGAAUGUACAAUCAAAGCGACACCUCUGUGACCGCCGGCAUCAUCGAUGUGCCCGGAACAUACGCGCCAGGGUUUGGUUACGGCAAGGACUCCAUCAGUAGUUGUGAUGGCAAGGGAUUCUGGAAUAAUUGGGGCUCAAAGUUGUAA
This is a messenger RNA of Exophiala aquamarina CBS 119918, 1266 nucleotides long. RefSeq lists its product as uncharacterized. The record is from RefSeq and is a predicted model, not a curated record. The transcript has 3 exons. Lineage: Eukaryota; Fungi; Ascomycota; Eurotiomycetes; Chaetothyriales; Herpotrichiellaceae. The coding region runs from base 1 to 1266 and encodes 421 amino acids.